UAUGGCGAUCCUUUGGUUCAUCCUCAAAAUGAAGAGUAUUGGGGAAAUGUAAAUCCAAUAGGACCGCGUGGCGUGUAUGACGAAGCUAAGAGAUUCCAAGAAGCAAUCACGAUGGCAUAUCAUACGUUUCAUGGUUUGCAAACUCGUAUUGUACGAAUAUUUAAUACCUACGGACCACGUAUGCGACUGGAUGAUGGUCGUGCAUUACCAGCAUUUAUGAGUCAAGCAUUAAAAGGUGAGGAUAUAACAGUUUUCGGAGAUGGCUCACAAACUCGUUCAUUUUGUUAUGUAGGUGAUUUGGUGGAGGGUAUUUAUCGAUUAUUAUUAAGUGAUUAUCAUAUGCCUGUCAAUAUUGGAAAUCCAAAUGAAAUAUCGUUGAAAGAUUUUGCAGAAGAAAUUCAACUCUUAAUUGGUACAGGGUCUAAAAUAGUCUAUCAUCCUCUUCCGCAAGAUGAUCCUAAACAACGACAACCAGAUAUAACACGAGCUAAAGAAAUUUUAAGUUGGGAACCGAAAGUUGAUCGUAAAGAAGGACUACAAAUAACAUUGGAUUAUUUCAAAAAGCAAUUGGAAGGUGUGAUGAAACAUAGUUGUGGUCUUGAGCAAUUGGAUUGGGAAAUAGACAGUGCAGGCACAGAAUCUUAUCACAUAGGUCAGGCACCACAUGAGCAUUCUCAA
Messenger RNA from Darwinula stevensoni, 678 nucleotides. Lineage: Eukaryota; Metazoa; Arthropoda; Ostracoda; Podocopida; Darwinulidae. The record is from the annotation of a GenBank genome assembly.